AUGUUGAGAUUGCGAGCAUUGUCACGGUACCUGGAUCGUGUUAGGACCGGAGGCGUGGAAUCCAUAAUGCUCUUCAGCACCGAAGGUAUACUUCUUACUCAGUCCGGUAUUGACACUGGAAAUGUUAAAACCGCAGCGGCGAUUGUUUCGAACGUCUGGAACAUGUAUCAAAAACAACUCCAGUUGAAUGAGUCGGAGUCGUUGCAAGAAAUAAUCGUUGAAUUAACCAACGGAAGGCUUGUUUUCACCAGGGUUGCCUCCGUCAUUAUAUGCAUAUACGGCUCCAAGAAAAUCAGUCUAGCCUUGAUGCGCGCAAAGAUGAGCCUACUGGCGGAGAACCUCCAUGAGCCUCUUUCUUUGCUGACUGCUUCCAACUGA
Messenger RNA from Echinococcus granulosus, 378 nucleotides. Its product is annotated as Mitogen-activated protein-binding protein-interacting protein. The transcript is spliced from 2 exons. Gene Ontology annotation, molecular function: molecular adaptor activity; guanyl-nucleotide exchange factor activity. Bases 1 to 378 code for a protein of 125 amino acids. Lineage: Eukaryota; Metazoa; Platyhelminthes; Cestoda; Cyclophyllidea; Taeniidae. Gene Ontology annotation, cellular component: Ragulator complex. Gene Ontology annotation, biological process: positive regulation of TOR signaling; cellular response to amino acid stimulus. The record is from RefSeq and is a predicted model, not a curated record.